This is a messenger RNA of Lampris incognitus (smalleye Pacific opah), 3459 nucleotides long. RefSeq names its product transmembrane protein 132D. The coding region runs from base 1 to 3459 and encodes 1152 amino acids. The record is from RefSeq and is a predicted model, not a curated record. The transcript has 9 exons. NCBI's taxonomy places the organism in Eukaryota, Metazoa, Chordata, Actinopteri, Lampriformes, Lampridae.
AUGGCUCUGCUGGUGAGGAUUGACAGGUUGGAAGUUGGAAGUGAUGGAGGUGGUGUGGGUGAUGCUGACUUGGACAGUCAAGAGAUGACAGACAGCACGAAGAGCCCAGUGCCUUUCCCGGUUUUCUUGCCUGUCAGCUAUGAGGUGCGGGACGCAGACUACUUUCUCCUGAAGGAGGCUGGGCAAGACUUCAUGAGGAACUCUAGCAUGCAGAGUCACACACAGCCCUUUGUCAUCUUGAGAGCCAGUCGCCAGCCAGCUGUUAAUGCAACUUAUGGUUCCAUGUCUACAGAGCAGCCUGUGCCCCUCGACCUUGUCCAGUCUGUGCCGCUCUUCAAUGCCCCAGGGGUCUUUACUUACAACUGGAAAAUCCAGUCCUUCGUGCUGACCCCAAGGGUUUUCUCCACCAAGCCCAAAGUGCGGGUGCUGUUCUAUGUGGCAGGAAGGGAGUGGGGCAGGGGUGAUGGGGCCACAGACGAGCUCCCCUGUGUGACAGUGUAUGCUUUCUGGCAAACACAGGAAGUGAGGGGAUCCUGUGCCAUGGGUGGGGAGAGGGGCACCUGCAUGGCCGAGCUGGCGCCUGUGCCAAGUUGGUUCGCUCCAGGGGCAGAGAGUACCAGUAGGGAGAGACAGGACCCAUCUGCUGGGAACCCUGUGGAGCUGUACUACCAGGCUCAGCCCAGAGUCAACGGGAGGUGUCACGUCUUGAAUGGAGGGCGCUGGGGCAGCCCAGAACAGCAAGCUGAGUAUGUUCCUCAGACCCCCAUGCAGAGGAUAGGCAGUGUACGUCUCCUCCAAGUGCCCAAAGGAAUGGCAACCCUCUCUCGACUCAAGCUUGGCAACGCCAUAGUUAUACGGACCUCUUCCAAACCUUUGAAGAAAACUGAUAUUGCCACCUUCUACAUACUCAUGGCCAGUUCUGCCCAGCUGCUCAACUUCACGCUACGAGCAACAGUAAAGAAAGGCGUGACCUUUCGGACGGCGACGCCCAGUAACUCUUUACUAUGGGACAUCACCCUGGAUAUAGGUGCAGAAGGGAUGAUUGCAGUGAUUUGUCAGAGGAAAGGGCCCAUACCUGGAAAAAGGCUUGACAGCAGCCUCGUGGAGGUGCUUCAGAUGGACUUUGAGGUGGAGGAGCUAAGCAGUCCACUUGACAGCCAGGUGAUUGUGUGGAAACUAGAGCUACCACCUGGUUCUCAGGACGUUACCAAGACGGAGGGAGCCAUGAGGAUCUACACCACACAGAGGGAUUUCGUCGGACUUGCCCCUCUCGUAAUGGACACAGAGAUUUUAAAUACAGCCGUACUGACCGGUAAGAAGGUGCUGACGCCUGUAAGGACAGUGGCGGUGGAGGAGGAUGGAGCGGUCACUGAUGUGUCCGACUAUGCAGACUGCAGCUCCACUGAUGAAGACGUCCUCAAGGUGUCGGACAGGUGUGACUAUGUUUUUGUCAAUGGCAAGGAGAUGAAGGGUAAGGUGAGGAUGCUGGUGAACUUCACUUACAGCUACCUGAGCGCUCAGCUGGAGCUCAACGUGUGGAUCCCGCGGCUCCCUCUCCAAAUUGAGAUGUCUGAUACUGAGCUGAGCCAGAUUAAGAGCUGGAGGGUGCCCAUAAUCACCUCCAAGCGGCCUGGCUGGAAUAGCGAGGAGGAGGACAGGAAAGGGAAGGGCUGCAUGCUACAGUUUCAGCAUGCUCUGGUGCGGGUGCUCACACACUUCACAGCAGAGCAGGCGGACCCUCGGGAUCCACAGGCCUAUUUCCUAGGCUCUGAUUGGCAGGUAGAUGUCACAGGGCUAGUGCGUUACUUCAUGAAGGUAGAGGACCCCCGUGUGGCCAGGCUGCAGGCAGGAAGGGUGCUGUCUGGACGAGACCUUGGGACCACUUCCAUCCAGGUAUUUUCUCCACUUUCUGACACAAUAUUGGCUAAGAAGACAUUCAGGGUCGUGGACGACAAAGUGACCAUGACAAAACUGGGGGUCCAGCUGGUCACAGGCCUUUCCAUGUCGCUGCAGCUCAGCCCUGGGAGCAAUAGGGCCCUCUUGGCUACAACAACAACUCAGGAGGUGUUGCAGCAGCCCAAACAGGAGGCUUUGAUUAGUGCCUGGGUGCAGUUCAGUGACAGCUCCCAGACACCUCUAGACAUUUAUGAUCCUGCCAACUACCGUGUGACCGUGACUUCUCUAGACGAGGGUGUGGUGUCUGUGCAGGGCUCCCCUGCGAUCGUGGUAGCAGAGGGUGAGGGACAGGGGGUCCUGGUCAGGGUUGAAAUGUCCAUUUGUGAGGCCUGCCAGAAGUCCAAACGCAAGAGCACCGUGGCUGUGGGCAACGGCACCCUCAAAGUCAAGUUUCAGGUCAACAGCCGGCGUCCGGAUAGCGCUACCAGCAGCACUGCAAACAACACCGUCGUCAGAAAUGGCAGCAGUGAUGGAGGAGGUGGACUGAACCGCAGUGGAAUCACUAAGGACCGCAGCAGUGACUCUGGGAAUGAUGGGGAAGAGGUGGGGGGUGAGAGGAAGCAACGCCAGCCUUCCCAGGAUCCCCCACCCAGCAGCUCCGACCUAGACAGAGAGGAAAGUGUGAUGCAAAAGGUCACGACCACCAUCAAAUCCACAGAACGUGCUAUCAUUACCAGUGGAAGUCUGGGUGGAGUGGGCAAGACCAGUGAUUCAGGAAACCCCAGCAGCCCUACUAGUGUGGUGAACGUCAGUAUGAUGAGCAACCCAAGGGACAGCAACAGGGCAUAUGGAUCAGAUGACAUGAUCGUGGAUGGCAUGGGCAGUGAUGGCUUUAGUAGCACUCUGAAGGCCCCUGGGAACCUAGUUAACUACAACUUUCCCCCGCAGGCGGAGGUCCCCAGGCAGGGACCAGUUGAGGUAGACAUAAGUGAUGAGGAAACACUGGCAAACAGACCUCUGACUGACUUGGAGAUUGGGAUGUAUGCCCUGUUAGGGGUCUUCUGUCUUGCAAUCCUGGUCUUUUUGGUGAACUGUAUCUCAUAUGUAGUGAAGUUCAGACACAAGAAGCCGCCUUCUUAUGGCCAGGAGCCCACAGGACACAGACACGACUGGGUGUGGCUGGGCACAGAUGCUGAGCUGGUGAUGAGUGUGCCAGGAAGUCCUCUGCAGCAGGACAACCACACGGCCACCACAGUGAUCGACAUCGGGCCCGACAAGACCGCUUCUCUAUCCAGGAGGCCUAGUUGCCUGACCUCUGUCACAGACUCUCCCCUGAGCUGCGUGGGCUCCCUCAGGAACAAGCCCAUGCAGACCGAGUCCGUCCACUCACCCACCAGCAAGAGAAAGAGGGUCCAGUUCACCACCUUCUCCACUCUGGACCGCCAGCAGCACUCCCCAAAUAUCAUGCACAGGGAAAAUGGCCACGGCAUUCACUGGGUUGGGAAAGACAGUCACGAGGAGGAACCCCAAGUGCCCAUCACAGAGCCCGAGGACCAGUUAUAA